Messenger RNA from Elgaria multicarinata webbii, 1718 nucleotides. RefSeq names its product major facilitator superfamily domain containing 11 (gene MFSD11). NCBI's taxonomy places the organism in Eukaryota, Metazoa, Chordata, Lepidosauria, Squamata, Anguidae. The record is from RefSeq and is a predicted model, not a curated record. The coding region runs from base 80 to 1423 and encodes 447 amino acids. The transcript has 13 exons.
UUUUUUUUUUUAAAAAAAGCAGCUUAAAAGGUAGAUAUUCUCCCAGAUUCAGCCUGACAGCGUCCUGAGAAAACACAAAAUGAAUCCUGAAUCAAAAAAGCAAUUGAACAUCAUCGUUCUAGGAACAGCUUUCAUGUUUAUGUUUACUGCUUUCCAGACAUGUGGAAAUGUUGCGCAAACUGUUAUCACAAAUUUAAACAACACUGAUUUUCAUGGCAGUGGCUAUACCAGCAUGGCUGUUAUUUAUGGGGUGUUUUCAGCAUCAAAUCUGAUUUCACCAUCAGUGGUUGCAAUCAUAGGACCACAAUUGUCCAUGUUUAUCAGUGGCAUCUUUUAUAGCAUAUACAUUGCCGUUUUUAUCCAACCUUCUACUUGGACUUUCUACACAGCUUCUGUUUUCCUUGGAAUAGCUGCAGCUGUGCUGUGGACUGCUCAGGGAAACUGUCUGACAAUAAAUUCUAACGAAAACACAAUUGGCAGAAACAGUGGAAUAUUCUGGGCAUUAUUACAGUUCAGCUUGUUUUUUGGAAAUCUCUAUAUAUACUUUGCCUGGCAAGGGAAAACUUAUAUAUCAGAGAAAGACCGUAGGACUGUCUUCAUCGCCCUGACAGUGAUUAGUCUUGUGGGCACCGUUCUGUUUUUCCUUAUUAGAACCCCGGAAGAAUCAAAAACAGAGGAAGAGGAAGGCGCUUCUGAUGACUUUGUCGAACGCACGUCUGGCCAAAGCAAAAUGACAAGGGCUGUAGAUGCAUUUAAAAGAUCUAUCAAGCUAUGUGGCACAAAAGAGAUUUUGCUGCUUAGCAUCACAACAGCAUAUACAGGUCUGGAAUUGACAUUCUUCUCUGGAGUGUAUGGGACCUGCAUAGGUGCUGUGAAUAAAUUUGGUAAAGAAGAAAAAAGCCUUAUUGGACUCUCUGGUAUUUUUAUUGGCAUUGGAGAAAUAUUAGGUGGAGGAAUCUUUGGCCUUCUGAGCAAGAACAACCGAUUUGGCAGGAACCCAGUGGUGAUGUUAGGCAUUGUGGUCCAUUUCAUAGCCUUCUAUUUGAUUUUCUACAACAUGCCAAAUGAUGCCCCCAUUGCGUCCAUGCAGGGGACAGACAGCAUAGCAUUCAUGGAACCAAGCAAAGAAGUAGCAAUUUUUUGCAGCUUCUUACUAGGCCUUGGUGAUAGCUGUUUCAACACUCAGCUUCUCAGUAUUUUGGGAUUUCUGUAUUCAGAAGACAGUGCACCUGCAUUUGCAGUCUUUAAAUUCAUCCAGUCUGUCUGUGCAGCCAUCGCUUUCUUCUACAGCAAUUAUCUGCUUCUUCAGUGGCAGCUUCUGAUUAUGGCGGUGGUUGGGUUCUUUGGGACAAUUUCGUUCUUCACCGUGGAGUGGAAGGCACCAGCCUUUGUUGCCAAAAGCUCAGAUUACAGCAGCAUUUGAUGAAGGUGUUUUCAUCAACCUGAGACAAUAUUCACACUCACACCCACACCCAUUUAUUGAAAAGACUUGAUAGCAGAAAAACCAAACAUCAAUGUUUUAAAAAGUUUUGUCCCCUUAUUAACCAGUGGGGAUGGAAACCACAUACUACAACGUUGAAUAAGGACCUGGUGGUUGGGGCAUAAAAGCAUGCUUUUUGUCAUUUCUUCUUUCAGAGUGCCUGCAUUUUAGGCGUAUGACUAUCCAUUCUGGAAAUUCUACCGUUAUUCCUCCUAAUUAUAUUUCUUUUUCAUUUUUA